GCUGCUCAGUGUCACGCUGUCUUUUCCAGGGAGAACACCGCCAUGGCUCUGUCCACUCUUCCCCUCACUGCGCUUUGCUUUGCGCUUCUGCUCUGUCUGAUUGGUGGAGCACAGACUGAGGUUCCGCCCAGUUGCUUGGCCUCGGCUGGUGUCCCUGGCAACCCUGGACACAAUGGGCUCCCAGGCAGAGAUGGCAGGGAUGGAAAAGAUGGGAGAGAAGGAGUUUCAGGACCCAAGGGGGACAGAGGAGACCCAGGGCUGCCAGUCCCAGGACCUCCGGGUAAGAUGGGUCCUGCUGGGCCAGCUGGUCCUAUGGGGCAGAAGGGGGAAGUUGGGAUGCCAGGAGCUGCUGAUGCUUUGCCAAAGUCCUUACGGACAGAAUUUCAGACUAUGAAAUCCAGAUUAUCUCUUAUAGAAAAAGCCAUGGGCUUCCACAUUAUCAGGAGAGUUGGACCGAAGUAUUACGUGACCGAGGGGUUGCAAGACGAUUUUGAUGCUGGUCUGAGAUUCUGCAGAGAUGCUGGAAGUGAUCUUGUGUUGCCUAAAAAUGAAGAGGAGAACAACGUUCUUGUGAAGAUGCUAAAAGUGUUAGAGGCACCAAUGGGGUGGAUAAGAACAACAGACAGGAAGACUGAAGGGAUCUUCCUGGACACAGAUGACAGCACCCUGACCUACACAAAAUGGAAACCAGGAGAGCCCAAUGAUCAUGACAAUAAUGAGGACUGUAGUAUGUUCUAUACAGCCACAGGCCUCUGGAAUGAUGUUCCCUGUGAUAGAAAAUACCACAUAGUAUGUGAAAUAAGCUAAAGAACAACAAUGCACUGCUGAAUUAGCUUGAUAGCUGUUUUAGCCAAAACAACUAUCCUGUUUGUCUUAGCGGUGGUGAUUUUCUACACAAAGCUAUGCAUCCUAUUAAUGUUAUAAUGCUAUUCCACCUUUUGAGUGACUUUAUUUUUAGAGUCAAGCUAAUUUCAGGAUCGGGAUCACACAGAUGCAGUAGCCAGCAGUGGGAAAAUCUGUUUCUUUUUUGCUAGAUUAUUAAUUGCAAGUAGGUUUGUAUUAUGAUCCCAGUGUUUUAGCCCUGUGUAUGUGUAUUGAUC
This is a messenger RNA of Alosa sapidissima (American shad), 1100 nucleotides long. RefSeq names its product mannose-binding protein A-like. The record is from RefSeq and is a predicted model, not a curated record. Bases 43 to 807 code for a protein of 254 amino acids. The transcript has 5 exons. NCBI's taxonomy places the organism in Eukaryota, Metazoa, Chordata, Actinopteri, Clupeiformes, Clupeidae.